Molecule: messenger RNA, 2011 nt
Organism: Eriocheir sinensis (Chinese mitten crab)
Lineage: Eukaryota; Metazoa; Arthropoda; Malacostraca; Decapoda; Varunidae
Gene: Vamp7
Product: vesicle-associated membrane protein 7-like
Exons: 7
Coding region: 164-823 (219 amino acids)
Biological process (GO): vesicle fusion; exocytosis
Cellular component (GO): membrane; SNARE complex
Molecular function (GO): SNARE binding; SNAP receptor activity
Source: RefSeq, a predicted model, not a curated record
AGUAGAAGUAAAGAGACAGCUGAAGUCAAGGCCAGGAAGGAAGUCGGGACGCGAGAAGCAUAUGAUUUCAUCCUUGUAAACAGAGGUAGAGAGAGGGAGAGAGACGCACAUUCAGGUGUUGACGCCCUCACGUGAAUAACUGCCAUCUCAGCAGAAACCAGAAAUGCCGCUCCUGUACAGCGUGGUUGCCCGGGGCACCACCGUGCUUGCAAGGUAUGCGACCUGUGCCGGGAACUUUGCCGAGGUGACAGAGCAGAUCCUCUCAAAGAUCCCCCCGGGUGAAUCUGGACGCCUGACCUACUCCCACGCCUCGUAUCUCUUCCACUAUGUGGCCGAGGCCGGCAUUGUGUUCAUGUGUAUCACCGAUGAUGAGUUUGAAAGGCAGCGAGCCUUCCUGUUCCUGGAGGAGAUCAAACAGAGGUUCCUGGCCACCUAUGGCCAGAGGGUCCAGACGGCUCUGCCCUACGCCAUGAACAGCGAGUUUGCUCAGGUGUUGGCUGCCCAGAUGAAGCACUACACAGAGUCCCGGGAGAUUGACAAGAUAUCGCGGCUCCAAGGGGAAGUGAGCGACGUAAAGGACAUCCUUGUCCAAAAUAUUGAGAACUUGGCGACCCGUGGAGAGAAACUGGAGCUUUUGAUUAACAAGACACAGAGCCUCAACACCUCAGCGGUAACCUUCAAGACAACAAGCCGCACCCUGGCACGAAGUCUGUGGUGGAAGAAUAUUCGUAUCAUCAUUUUCAUCGUCGUGGGCCUUGGGGUGAGCAUCUACAUCAUUGGUGCCAUGGCCUGUGGCAUCAGCUGGCAGAAUUGCACCAAAUGAAGCACAAAGCCCAGACCAGCAUGACCUAUACUACAGCAGCCCUGUCAUCCCUACCUGAUCAGUGUCCAGUAAGGAUGUUACCACUCACACAAACUCCUAAUAUAUUUAAGACUAGAAAUGAGUAUCAAGGGUUAGGGUGUGUGACGUGUUAUCAUAAUUUAAUGUGUUUAAUUAAUUCCAUGGGGUAAUCUUUGGUGAUGCAGUUUUGUUGUAUCCACACUAGCUUGUUACAUUUCUGUUGACAUGGCUUUCUCUCUGUGAAUCAAACUUUCACAGUGUAUGUUUGGAAUGGUUGUUACUUGUUAUUGUUACCUAUUAAGGGCCUGUCCACAUCUGGCACUGCCUGGUGGGCUCUGCCCUUAACUUGGCAAAGUCCGUGGGCACACUUGUAUUUUUGUCCACAUGGCAGCGUUUGGCCUAGUCAAAGCUGGGCAGCCAGGCAGGGUGGGUUCUCUCAGUAAGGUAUAGCUUUGUGUAGUAGGAAGUACAGCAAGAAGCUAGCACUGUGUAUCAUAAUUACACACAGUGAAAAAAGUUGUCCUCGUGUGUCUGGCAGCGACAUACUACCAGGCAGUGCCUGGUGAAAUUACUCCACCACCAGUGUGGGCAUUUUUAACAUUUGCCCUCAGGCACAAGCGAUAAGCCCAUCAACAUGCAAACUGCUCGCUUGUUCCCAUGGGCAUUGCCUCAUUGUGGGGAUGGGGCCUAAGAAUAAUGCAUACAUCAAACUCAUGGUUUAUUACAUUAUCCUAGAAUUUUUCACAUUGAAAUAGGUGAACAAUAUUUGAGAUAUUUUGGGUGCCAUUCAGAAAGGUUUAAUCAUUUUAGAAACUUGAAAAUUCAAUGUUGGCAAGGUAUGUUAUAUAUCUAUAUUGUCAAGUAAAUAAACAUUGGCUUUGUAUCUAUUUGGGUAAUUUUUCACUUGAUAUUCUGUUUUGUCAUCUGUGUUUUCUGUCAGCUUCUUCAAACAUGUCUGUGUGCAUGUCAGCACUCUGUGUGCAUGGUGGCACAAAGCCAAACAUCAAGGAUCUGGGUUGUAGGUUUCCAAGCUGCUGUGAUCAACAGAGUUUCCUAAAUGGGUUGAACCAGAACAUUAAAUUCUGGUUGUGGAAGUAGCUGCUGUAAUCUAUAUGUUAAUCUACACACACACACACACACACACACACACACACACACACACACACACAU